Messenger RNA from Larimichthys crocea (large yellow croaker), 1108 nucleotides. RefSeq names its product mitochondrial ribosomal protein L16 (gene mrpl16). Gene Ontology annotation, cellular component: mitochondrial large ribosomal subunit; ribosome. The record is from RefSeq and is a predicted model, not a curated record. Gene Ontology annotation, biological process: mitochondrial translation. NCBI's taxonomy places the organism in Eukaryota, Metazoa, Chordata, Actinopteri, Sciaenidae. The transcript has 5 exons. Gene Ontology annotation, molecular function: rRNA binding; structural constituent of ribosome. The coding region runs from base 166 to 939 and encodes 257 amino acids.
UUUUUCCUCUGGCGGAAGUGAAUGAAGCGGCACAGCAAUGGCAGCGACCUUGCACAGAGCAUGGUGUCCAUAACAGUUUAAUGAGGAAACCACCUAAAAUGCUCGUAUAUCGACCUCUCGCAGUGACAGUUUGGUGUUUGUAGUGUCCGUUUCCACGUGUACAUCAUGAUAUCCCUCAUCAAGGCUGCUGUCGGCGGAUUGACCGGCGUCUGUAGAGCCACCGGUCACCAAGGUCCUUUACACAGUCACUUGAAAGUCCUAGCUGCUGGCCUGAAGACAUAUGAAGUCCCCCCAGACUUUAGUGAUGUGGUGUUGCCGGAAAAACCCAAACUGAAGUUUAUGGAGAAGGUGCCUAACUUGAAAAAGGCCAAGAAAGAGAUGAAGAACCUGCGGGAUAUCCGAGGCCCAGCUCAGACGGCAAAUAGCUUCACUACAGGACAGUACGCUAUUGUGGCAAUGGGAGGGGGUUACCUUCACUGGGGUCACAUAGAGAUGAUUCGUCUAACCAUCAACCGCAAGAUGGAUUCUCGGACUACAUUUGCCCUAUGGCGCAUCAAUGGCCCAUAUAAGCCCAUCACACGUAAAGGUCUGGGUCAGCGCAUGGGUGGAGGCAAGGGAGCCAUCGACCACUAUGUGACACCUGUCCGCUACGGCCGUUUAAUCGUGGAGGUGGGAGGAAAGGUGGAGCUGGGCGAGGUUGAGCAUAUCUUGACUGAAGUGGCAAAGAAGCUACCGUUCAAAGCUAAGGUAAUGAGCAGAGAGAGCUUAGCAGACAUGCAAAAGAAGCAGGCUGACAUGGAGCAGAACAACCAGAACCCCUGGACCUUUAAGCAGAUAGCGCACGGCAACAUGCUGGGAAUCAGGAAGGUGCUCAGCCCAUUUGACCUUGUCAACAAUGGACGCUUCACAGGCAAAUUUCACAACCCGGGGAGGGUGUGACGUGCCUGAGGGACGAAACAAUACAGUUUCAUGCUGUGACACCAUCCAGACCACUGAAGACCAUUGAAGAAGCAACCAACAUCUUAAAAGGCUCUGACUUUCAGUUAUAUUUGCUUUUGUUUUUUGUUUUUUUACACAAACAUGUUAAUAAAUUUGACCUUUUGUUUAA